Molecule: messenger RNA, 1845 nt
Organism: Sparassis crispa
Lineage: Eukaryota; Fungi; Basidiomycota; Agaricomycetes; Polyporales; Sparassidaceae
Product: Splicing factor U2AF 59 kDa subunit
Exons: 6
Coding region: 1-1845 (614 amino acids)
Biological process (GO): mRNA processing
Cellular component (GO): U2AF complex; U2-type prespliceosome; commitment complex
Molecular function (GO): poly-pyrimidine tract binding; pre-mRNA 3'-splice site binding
Source: RefSeq, a predicted model, not a curated record
AUGUGUCGUUCAGCACGGCUCAAUUCAGCUUCCUCUCAGCGUUCGACACCGGCAGUCAUGGCAAGCGCACCUGACGAAUUCGGGUUGAAAGGAGCCGUGCCCAAGGACCUCACAGACCGCUACGCCGACCGCUACCAUCCUUCACGUCACGACGGUCGCGACCGUGAAUACGGCAGACACCGAGAAGGUGAACGCGACCGUGAUAGGGACCGCGACCGCUACGACUCCCGGCGUCAUGAGAGGGACAGAGAUCGCGAACCGCGGGACAGGGACCGUGAACGCUUUGCAGGACGCGGUGGCAGAGGCGAAUUCGAAGAGCACCCUCGCAGGUCCCGACAUGACGAUGAUCGUCGGCGUGAACACAGAGGCCCACCACCACGGGACGACGAUAUGGGCAUGGGUGGGGGCGGACCACCACCUGGCGGAGGUUAUAGGGGUAGGCCUCCGCGGGACGACAUGGACGGUGGUGAAAGGAGGGGAAGGGGCAAAAACCGAGAUGGGCUAGGAACGCCCGAGCGAAGGUCUCCCACUCCCUCUGACGCGGUUCCGAUAUCACAGCGGAGGAGGAAGGCAAGUGGGUGGGAUGUCCACGCUCCCGGUUAUGAACAAUAUACUGCCAUGCAGGCCAAACAGACAGGCUUAUUCAACCUGCCGGGUGCAAACCGUACUCAGAUUCCACCGAUUUUAUCAAUUCCUGGUCUGCCUCCUCCUCUGCCUGUACAGAGCUUUGGUAUGGGCAUUGGUGGAAACCCCAAUUUGUCAAGACAGUCUCGUCGUCUCUAUAUUGGCAGCAUUACCCCGGACAUCAAUGAACAAAACCUGGCUGAUUUCUUCAAUAACAAGAUGAAGGAGAUGAAUAUCGGAACAGGAGCACCCGGCAACCCGGUUCUUGCGGUACAAUGCAAUUAUGAAAAAAAUUAUGCUUUUGUUGAGUUCCGCAGCGCAGAGGACGCCACUGCGGCAAUGGCAUUUGACGGUAUAAUAUUCAUCAAUGGUCCUUUGAAAAUCCGCCGACCCAAAGAUUAUGGCGGUCCCGACAUGAUGGCUCCAAGUAUGCAUGUUCCGGGUGUUGUGUCGACCAAUGUGCCCGAUUCUAUCAACAAAAUCUUCGUGGGCGGCUUGCCGACGUACCUCAAUGAGGAGCAAGUAAUGGAACUCCUGAAGAGUUUCGGAGAGCUGAAAGCGUUCAAUCUCGUGCGCGAGAACGGCAACGGGCCCUCUAAGGGAUUCGCAUUCUUCGAAUAUGUGGACCCGUCUGGCACCGAUGUUGCCAUUCAGUCACUGAGUGGAAUGGAGCUCGGAGACAAAUAUCUGGUGGUACAGCGCGCGUCGGUGGGGGCCAAGCCUGGGCAAUCUCCCAUACCCGGGAUGUACGAAGCCUUUGCCGAGAUACCACGCCCGAUCAUGCCUGCGGGCGACGUGGAGGGCACUAACGCAUGCAUUCUGCUCAUGCUUAACAUGAUCGUACCGGAAGACCUCGUAGAUGACCAGGAGUAUGCUGAUGUGUACGACGACAUCAUGGAGGAAUGCUCGAACUACGGUGCCGUUGAGGACCUUCGCAUUCCGCGCCCGAUGAAGCGUGACAAAGCGCGGUGGGGCGAAGGCGGGCCGGACAGCGCCCUCACAGCGCAGCGUGCGGACGAGGCAGCAGGAGUGGGCCGGGUGUAUGUCAAGUAUCACGACGCGUCGAGUGCUGGGAAGGCGCUGAAGGCAUUGGCGGGACGCAGCUUCGCAGGGAGAAGUAUCAUUGCCACACUGUUGAGCGAGGACAGCCAGUUAACCCCUCCCCUGAACCUGAUUUUCGCGCCACAGCCAGAUGCUCCCCCUCCCUUGCCCAAAGAUUAG